Gregarina niphandrodes is the source of this 1164-nucleotide messenger RNA. RefSeq names its product putative Pfs77. Lineage: Eukaryota; Apicomplexa; Conoidasida; Eugregarinorida; Gregarinidae. The transcript has a single exon. The record is from RefSeq and is a predicted model, not a curated record. The coding region runs from base 1 to 1164 and encodes 387 amino acids.
AUGACGGCAGGCAAGACGCCGAUGACAGAGGGGUCACGAGUGGACGUAACAGAGGCGGUGCUAGGAGUGGAUGGCGAGAGUGCAGAUGUUCAGACGAUUGGUGAAGACGCAUCGGCAGGGGGUUUAUUUGCGGGAUGUUGUCCCGGUGGUAGAUUGUCUGAAGCUCAGGAGCACGUGAUGCGUUUGACUUAUCCGGAUGCGCCCUAUACGAAUUACACUCCGAUUCCGGGUGUUAUUCCACCUGUGGCACCGCCUGAAUAUCGGACAUCUGGUUGGUGCAAUGCGGAUAAUGGUUCAUGUGUGAUUCAAGCGACUCAGCCGGUGAUUCCGGUGCCUGUGAAACAGAACAUUGUUAUGAAGGAUACGUUGGUUGAGGUUGAUCAGACGGUGGUGAAGGAUAAGGUACAGCCGAACAUCUGGACGCAGGAAGUGUUUCACGAAGUACCUCGUCUAGAGUUUGAGGUACGGGAAAGACGGGUAGCUAUCCCCAAACUCGAGAUUGUGGGCGUGGAACAAGAGGUCGAGGUACCCGUCGGUAUCAACUUCAAAUUACAACACACCUGGGAAGAGCGUGAAGUUCCUCGUCUUUUCCCCCGCUACUGCGGUCCACAAGACGUCAUACAAGUCUCCAUUCCUCAAAUUCAAGUUGUCGAUCGAAAAACCGAACACGAGAUUCCUUGGUACGUUGGCGAGAAAGUUGUGGAAAAAGAGGUAGUUGAAGAUGAAGGUGUGGAGAUCGUCAGCUAUCAAUACGUCAAAAAGGAAGAGGUAGUGCCAGUGUAUAAAUACAGACCCGUCUUCGACGUAGAAGUCGCCAUACCACCACCGGUUGUCGUACCCAUACCUGUCGCACCUCAGGAAGUCAAUUCCGGCCAACAAAAAGUUUCAUGGGAAGAGUACCAAAGACAAAGACGCGAAAAGAAGAAGAAUGCACUAUGCAAAGAAGCCUGCAAACCACUCACUUGUACCGACACUAUUAUUUGCGGACGCAGAGUGGACUGCUGCCCUGUCGGAUGCUGCCGUGUCGGAUGCUGCGGUAUCUGUAAUGACUGCUGCGCCAACACUACUCAGCAACAUCUCACCGCCAACCCUACUCUACAACCUGGCAAACAAGCCGGAACACCACCCAGAGCUGAAGAAGACGACGAUAAUGAUAGUCUCUAA